UGUAGGAGUUGUCUCCCUUUGCAUAAACCCAUGUAAAGUAAAGCAGACGAAAACAAACAUACUUUAGACCUACACAUUUUAUUUGUAAACGAUCGCUUGUUAAUGGAAAAGUUUAUUUUGGGUCAUAAGGAUAAGAAGAAUGCUGCAUAGUCUUGGACUGACUUUUUCUGUUAUAAACCUGUUAGCAUGGAACCACAUAACAGCAAACACAAACACUCAGAAGAGAUAUAAACGAGCAACUAUCAAAGAUUAUUUUAGUAAUGUCGAAUCUUUAUCAAAAGAACACAAAACUCCACCUUCAAAAGCUCCAUCAUUAAUGAAAUUCCUAUUAAUUAACACGAAACGCCAAGGAAAAGACGUGUUUCAAUUAACAUGUUCAGACACAAAAGAACUUAGUAAGAUGUCUUUGCGAUAUGCUGGUAUUCUUCUAGAGUAUAGGCCAAAGAAAAAGCCAUUUUCGGCACUCGUUGGUCUUGAUGAAGACAAGGAUAUCCUGUGGAAUAAAGAUUUGAAGUGGGAUGAAAUAUAUGGCAACAAAUUAUUUGCUUCUGGAAAGACUACAAAUUCUGAAAGAGGUGUUGGAAAAUUGACUCUAGUCAUUCCAAACGACAAAUGUUAUAAUCAGUAUGGAACUAUCAGAUGUAAAAUAUAUACUUAUGCAGAGGCAAAGAACAAUGAAAAGGUGUACCGACAAGUUCAGCAAGAUAUGCCUUUCCCCUCAAAUGUAGAUUGUGAUGAGAAUUCACCACCCAUUAAACCUCAGAACAACACAGAGCACAAAACAAAAAGAAAACCUAAAGACGGCGCACAAAUUGACACACCGCCUUCGCCGAAGCACGAAGAGUCUGAUGACGCCGUUGUUUUCAUUUUCCUAUCUAUUAUACUGUUAGCUCUAGUUGCAGGAUGUGUUCUCGUCUGGCAUAGGAAAAAGACAAAGCAGAAGGAAAUUGAGGCAAAAAAGAAAGCGGAAGCUGAAUUAGAAACUGCUAAGAAAAGACAGAGUUCAAAGAAAAAAGCAAAGAAGCUUAGAUCCAAUAAAAAGACUUCAUCACUCCAAACUGAUUACAAUAAGAGUCAAGUAUCCACAUUGGAUUCACAUCAGUCCCGAGCAAGUCGAUGCACAGUAAAUCAGAAUCCCAGUGAUCAGUUAUACCCUUUGGAUUCACAACAGUCCAGAGCAAGCCGUAACACAGUGACUCAGAAUUCAAGAAAUCAUUUAUUUCCCUUGGAUUCAUACCAGUCCACAGCAAGUCGUAACACAGUAAAUCAGAGGCCUGGCGAUUAUUGGGAGUAGAAUAAAUGAUGAAAUAAAGAAACAUUUUAAAUGGAAGCAAUAUUGCCUACACUUAUGUUAAGUGGUUAUUGAGUAGCGUUAGGCUUGAAACUUUCAUUUCUAUAUGUAUUUUUGCUAAAUAUAAACAGUGUAUGUAAAAAGUACCGUAUUGAAUAUUAACAAAAGAAAAGAGUGUACGAAUAUUUUUGAUAUGACAUUACGAGUG
This is a messenger RNA of Mytilus trossulus (common blue mussel), 1499 nucleotides long. RefSeq lists its product as uncharacterized. Lineage: Eukaryota; Metazoa; Mollusca; Bivalvia; Mytilida; Mytilidae. Bases 140 to 1294 code for a protein of 384 amino acids. The record is from RefSeq and is a predicted model, not a curated record. The transcript has 10 exons.